AGAGGCGUCAAUCUUCAGUCGCUGAAUUGCCCAUCCACACAAUCGACAAUUCUCAGCCUGCGUUUACACUUCUCUUUCUUUCCCUAUCGCAACUUGUUUGGUGUCGCCAUCACCAAGUCGUUGGGCUCUUUUGCUCCCAGCACCUCGUCGACGCCUCUUCUCCUCCCUCGCUGUCUCCUCAUCCCACGAUUCUACCAUCUCCACCCUCUCGCCCCGCCAUCAUAGUCACCUCCCAAGUCGCGUAUUCACACUUUCAAAAUCAUGCAUCUGUCCCUUGCCGCAGCAUGAUAUACUCGAGCAUGCCCCGGUAAGACAUUGCAAACAUCCUCUGGCCAACCUCGGUUUCGUCACAACCAUGGCUUUAGAGUCUGCCAGGGAGCGCGAACUCCAUCGAUAUUACCAACCAUGGCUCGACACAUUCCUGUCUUCGCAACGUCAACUUGACAAGACCGAAGCUCGUCCCCCGCUUCGCACCGAUGGUCAUCGUCCUCACUCCUCCCGCGACAAAGCCUUGACCGCAUUUGCCCAACUCGGCUGUUUACGCCUCAACGCUAAAAGAGGCAUCGUCACUCUGGUCGACAGUCGCAAACAGUAUAUCAUCGCCGAGGCCACAAAAUCCCUCUCGCUUCUCGACGACUCCGGAUUCGUUGAAGGUGAUGAGUUGUGGUUUGGCAAUUCCUUCAUCGCUCGCUCUCAUGGCAUCUCCCCUGAUGCCCUGAAUCCCCUUACCGUCACUGUGCAUUCUCAAGAUGGCUCUUCUUCCUAUUCUGCACCGGCUCUGAUCAUCAGCGACGUCUCCAUUGAUCCCAGAUAUUCGUCGCGCGAAUACGCCGGAUCCGGUGUUAGCUUUUAUGUUGGUGUCCCAAUCACCACCAAGUCUGGUCAUGUUAUUGGUGUAUACAAUGUCACUGACGACAAGCCUCGCGAUGGCAUAUCACCCGACGAACUUCGUUUCAUGGUCGACAUGGCCAACAUUGUCAUUCAGCAUCUUGAGGUUGUCAAGAACGACCGUGCGAGAUACCGUGGUGAGCGUCUCAUCCAUGGUAUUGGCAAUUUCAUCGAGGGCACCACACCUCCCUUGUCCGACCGACCAAGCGAUCACCAGCCUCCCCCUGACAAGGCUGCGUCGGGAUAUUUCGAUGACCGUCCAACUUCUGACGGGAAUACGGGCGGUACAUCGCCAGGAGAUCUAGCCUCACCGACAACCUUCAAAGGUUUGAUCAUUGGGGAUGCAAAUUCUCCCUCUCACGAAGAGCUUCAAACACCAAGUCAAGCACCGACCACUUCAGAAGCUCCGGAUCUCCAGCACGCAAAACAACCUAAUUCCAAAUUAGGUUCAUCUACACCACCCAACAACAAGCGCCGUAACCACAUCUCCGGAACUGGAACUAAAAGAUGGUCCAAGCAGCAAGCAUCACGAGAAUUGGCUACUUUGGAGUAUUCCCGCGUCUUCGAUCGUGCCGCCGUCGCCUUGCGUCACUGCAUGAACGCCGAUGGCGUUGUCUUUCUCAAUGCCAGCGUCGCCAAUCUCAGUUCUGGAAGUUCCGGCAAAACAUCGGGUGGCGCAGUUACCAUUCAACACUCGACGAAUAAACACGGCAGACCUGUGUAUCCAGAAGAAGACGUUAGCACACAAGGGCAGGAUCGUCGCCGCAAUAGAGCAGCCUCUGGUUCUGCGAGCCACCAUUCUGAUGAAUCUGUUCUUUCCUCCUCAUCCUCAGAGCUCGACACCAGCGAAUCUUCCGGCUCAAAAAACAACGCCAAAAGGCAGAUCUGCGAGAUUCUUGGGAGUUCGGUUCCGGAUCGGCUGGACCCCAUCAAAGUCCCUGAGGCUACCCUCCGUCGUUUCGUUCGUCGACACCCGACUGGCAAGUCUUUUUCCUUUGACGAAUUCGGCCGGCCUCUGGCGAGUGAUGACAGCUCCGAGUCCGCCUCGAAUGUGCUCGAACCCCUCGAUGACGAUGAAGAAGCUGGCCCUCAGGCAGCCCAAUCAGCAGCCACCCUGCCCACCAAGAAUGCUCUUCACAAAGCCUUUCGCGGAGCCAGGGACAUGGUCUUUUACCCUCUCUGGGAUUUCGCCAAAAACAGGUGGCAUUCAGCCGUCGUCGUCUGGUCCAACAAUGCCGGAGCUCUGACCAAUGUACAGGAGGACAUGUUGUACCUGAAGGCUUUUAACAACGCAGUCAUGAAUGAGGUCCAUCGUAUCAAUCUGAUCUUGUCGAACAAGGCCAAAGCAACCUUUUUGGCCAACAUUUCGCACGAACUACGAUCGCCUCUUCAUGGGAUCCUCGGGAGCAUCGAAUUUCUUCACGAUACAGUCAUGGACGAUUUCCAGGCGGGCAUGGUUAUCUCCGUCGAGACCUGUGGCAAGACAUUGCUUGACACCGUGAAUCAUGUUCUGGACCAUGCCAAGAUUAACAAUCUGUCCAAAAAUGCAAAUCGCCAUCUUGGCCAUGCUAGCAAUCGGGGGACUGAGCAGGCGUCCAAUUCAGAGAGUAGCUUGACAGAAGAAUUUGACGUAGCCACCGUCAUCGAGGAGGCUGUAGAAGCAAUCUAUGCUGGUCAGGUCUUCCGCUCGGCCAACGCAGACCGAAUCGAUGGCAAGAAGGAGCCCAUGUCGGCUGCGGCUCGCGCUAUGCGUGAUCGAGACGAAGUGCGGAGCGACAUCCGCCAGUCAUCAGCUUCGAACAAAAGCGUCGCCGUGAGAUUGACGUUGAAUAUCCUCGAAUCCAGCAAUUGGAAUGUACGAUCCCAACCUGGGGCCUUGCGACGUAUUGUCAUGAACAUUUUGGGCAAUGCGCUCAAGUACACGGUCCAAGGAAGCAUCAACGUCGAUCUCACGAUCGACGGGACGCGGAAAAAGAGCUCAGACAUCCUGCACCUUGUCCUCACGGUCACAGACACCGGGAGAGGCAUGUCGGAGGAGUUUGUGCGAAAUCAUGCUUUCACAGCCUUUUCACAGGAAGACUCACUCGCUAGUGGAACCGGGCUCGGCUUGAGCAUUGUGCGACAGAUUGUCGAUUCACUGGGAGGCAAGAUCCAUUUGUCGAGUCAGAAGGAUGUUGGUACCGAGUUCAAGAUUUGGCUGAGUCUCCCUCGCGGCCACAGGAACCCUUCUGCGGUCGAGGAGACGAGGAUCUUGAGACAAAUGCAGAAGCAGGUCAAAGGCCUAAACUUGGCGAUGAUCGAGCCUGACUAUAUCACCGUUCACAAAGGUGACAAAGAUGUGCACUUCGAAAUGUCACCCAAAAUGACCGUGGAGGGAUCAAUGAAGGCCUUGGCUGGCGAGUGGUUUAAGAUGAAUGUCACCACUGUCGGAUCCAUGCAAGACCAAGCCCCCGAUUUCUUCAUGUACCCGGAGCCCCCGCCCAUUGACUUUUUGUUGGACUAUCAUGGCAACACAGGAACAGAUCGAGCGAUUCCGGUUAUCAUUCUAUGUAUGAAUGCGUUUGAGGCGGCCAGCCUUCGGGCAAAUGGGAUUCACAAGUUGACCGACAUUGGCCGGAUCAUUGAAGUGAUUGCUCAACCGUGUGGGCCACAGAAGUUGGCAAAAGUCUUGCAUCGCUCGAUGCAAAGAAUGAAAAUGUUGUCCGACCCGGCCAUCCGUGCAGGAUCUAGUCAUAUCCCGCUGACCACCAAUCGAACGGAGGCUCUGCGGAAAUUCCGUGAGCCCCCAGCGGAUGAUGAGCCUAAGGGGGUUCCUCCAUCCCCCCCGCCUCAUAUUUCAACCAACCGGGACCUGACAAUGCAGCAAAGAUCCGAGUCGGCAAAGCAAAAUAGCUCUAGUACACCAGAAACAGAUGAUCAGGCUCAGGAAGAGAACAAGCCCAGUAUGGCCGAUGAUCCAAAGAGUCAGUCGUCGCGUGUGCUGGUCGUGGAUGACAACAAGAUCAACCUCCAUCUUCUUGAGGCAUUUGUCUUGCGGACCAACCACCCACAUGAAUCAGCAUCGGAUGGGGCCCAGGCAUUGGAGGCGUACAAGAGGAGUGCGACGGAGAAGGGUGGUGCUGAAAGGUUCAAGCACAUUCUGAUGGACAUAUCGAUGCCAGUAAUGGAUGGUAUCACCUCCGCCCAGGAGAUCAGACGAUUUGAGAAAGACCAUCAAAUUGAACCACCUGUAAAAAUCAUCGCUUUAACGGGUCUGGGGCAAGAAGAUGCGCAAGGUGAUGCAAGCCGAGCGAAAUUUGACAUGUGGUUGAGCAAGCCUGUGAAGUUUCGAGAUUUGCAAAGACUGCUUGAGAAUGGACUUAGACCGUCAGACGGGGUGGACCAAUGAUGUCGUGCCUCAGGGUAGGCUUUUGAAAGCCGCUUGUACUAUCAUCUAUAUCCAUCAGAGGCUUGGUGAAGUCCGCCUGGGAAUUUGGGUCAUCAAACAGAUUUGGUGUUGUGUUGUGUUUGGUGGUAUUUUGUCCUCUGAUGUGUAUCUAUGAGAUAAGAAAUGUGACGAUCAGUGGAAUAGUCAAAGGGGGCUACAACAAACGAACGAAACAACAGUGGGCAAAAUUCAGACAUCUACGGUUAGAAAUUUGAGGUUUGGAGGUUUUAGAAGCCCGAGGGCCUACUUAUUAGUGUGGGUUU
Exophiala mesophila is the source of this 4578-nucleotide messenger RNA. RefSeq lists its product as uncharacterized. The transcript is spliced from 3 exons. The record is from RefSeq and is a predicted model, not a curated record. Lineage: Eukaryota; Fungi; Ascomycota; Eurotiomycetes; Chaetothyriales; Herpotrichiellaceae. Bases 356 to 4276 code for a protein of 1306 amino acids. Gene Ontology annotation, molecular function: phosphorelay sensor kinase activity; histidine phosphotransfer kinase activity. Gene Ontology annotation, biological process: phosphorelay signal transduction system; protein autophosphorylation.